This is a messenger RNA of Cercopithifilaria johnstoni, 1134 nucleotides long. The record is from the annotation of a GenBank genome assembly. Lineage: Eukaryota; Metazoa; Nematoda; Chromadorea; Rhabditida; Onchocercidae.
AUGGCAGUUACCAAUCAAUUUUGCACAUUAAAACCAGCAAAAUUCGGAAUUUCGGUCAGUUGUAAUUGUAAUACUUAUUUGGAUGAUACUAUAGGAACGAUAAAACAAGAAAGUAUGAUACGGCAUACAGAUAGGCAACGAAGAGAAAGAGCAACCGGAUUCAGACCAGUCGACAUAUCAGAUAUAAUUAUUAAUCGAAAUGGGAAAGAAUUAACUGAAUAUGAUGAUCGAGUCUUGCCGAAUCAAUCAUACGGGUCAUUAAGUCGACGGAAAAAAGAUAGAGUUAUAACAAACGUAGAAAGAUUACAUCAAAGAUCGCGUAGUGUUGGCAACGAUAAUCACUUCUCACUUUGUUUAUCACCGUGUAAACAAAGUCUUAGAAAUAUGACGUCAAGUCGAUAUAGCAAUUAUCCAGGUGGCAUUGGCGGUAAUAGCGGUAGUAAUGUUGGCGGUGGUGGAUUGUUAAAUCCGUUUAAAGCAACAAAAAAAUUUUUCAAAAAGAUAUAUGAUACAGCAACGCUUCCCAACCGGUUACAUUCAAAAGUAUUAGCUUCAAGUGUAACAGAGCAAAGCGAAAUUCCUACAACAUCGUUAUCACCACAGCAUUCAUUUCUUGAUGCGAGUUACUCCUUAGAACUACCGGAUGAUGAGCUGCCGGAUCAAUGUGAUCAUAAUAGUAUUGCUAAUCAGGAUGCAACGAAUUCCUGUAUCAUUGCCAGCCAUGAUUUUGAUUCCACACCAUCAACAAUGAAACCAAUGCCGAUAAUUGAUGAUCCAAUGAAUGAUUCGGGUUUAUCACGAUCAAUAAGCUCCAGUGACUCUCAAAAAACAUCAUCUGGCGAUUUUCGAUCUUGGGAUGAUGUAUUCAAUCAUCUUAAGCGUGAAAUGGCUUAUAUGCGACAACGUGAUGCGAAAAUUUUUGCCGAUUUACAAUUUGUGGAACUUCAAUUACGGAAUGUGAAAAAUCAGGCAAUGGCAAAAUCGGAAUAUGCUAUGAGCAACAAAAACAGCAGUAAUGAUAAUAUAAAUAAUAAUAACAAUAAUAGCAUAAAUAUAAAUAGCAGUAAUGAUGGCCGUAUUUUAGAUAAACGACAAAUUAAAUUAGGCGAUUUGGUUGAAAGUAUGCCAUUAUGA